This is a messenger RNA of Salvelinus fontinalis (brook trout), 4551 nucleotides long. Its product is annotated as gastrula zinc finger protein XlCGF57.1-like. Gene Ontology annotation, cellular component: nucleus. The record is from RefSeq and is a predicted model, not a curated record. Bases 132 to 1478 code for a protein of 448 amino acids. NCBI's taxonomy places the organism in Eukaryota, Metazoa, Chordata, Actinopteri, Salmoniformes, Salmonidae. The transcript has 2 exons.
UUCCUAAAUUCCUUGACUAGAACACGGAAGUAGGAUUGGAGACGACUGUGUCACAGACAGAAGGGGAUUUAGUUAUACUUAGACUUUGAAUUCCUUGCGUGGAGUAACGAAAGAUCAACUGAAGACUGAAAAUGUCUAAACUACAGUUGCUGCGUGUGUUUUUAAAUGAGCGUUUAACGGCGGCAGCUCUGGAGAUUUUCGGGGCAGUUGAGAAAACGGUAGUGGAAUACCAGGAGGAGAAUGAUCGGCUACGGAGACUGCUGCAGAUCACUCCAGAGAUACAACUAUAUAGAAUAGUCCCUCCAGACUCCCUGCAGCUCUCUGCCUAUGAAGAGGAGGUUCCCCCUGAGCAGCAGGAGUGGAGCCCCAGUCUAGGGCAGAAGGACCCAGAGCCCACACAGAUUAAAGAGGAAGAAGAGGAAGUCAGGACCAGUCAGGAGGAAGAGCAGCUUCCAGGGCUGGAGGCUGAUAUCAUGGAGUUCAUAUUCACUCCUUCCUUUGUGAAAAGUGAAUGUGAUCUGGAGGACCCACUUCAGUCCUUGACUCUUCCCCAAACCCAGACUGUGGAGAACAGAGAGAGUGACUCUAAACCAGUGGAUCUCAAACCUUUUGCCACUGUAACCCACCUAAAGGGUCUUGACAUUCUCUGUGACCCUACAGAUACUGAAAACAUUGCCUCCAGCCAUAGCUCAGCCGCAAGCAGGGACCCAGUAGGACUUGACAUCAGCCGACCAUUGGAUCCAAACCCACCAAUGGGGGAACACGGUUCCAAACCCAGCACCACGUCUAGAAAAACUCCCCACUGCCGUGACUGUGGUGAAACGUUUCCUCUGAAAGCUGACCUGCAGAGGCACGUGACUCUUACCAAGAAUAUAAUCAGUGAAUGCCGCUUCUGCAAUAAACAAUACAAUUCCACCUGUAAAUUGGAGGCCCAUGUCCAACUCUGUCACAUUGAGAAAUCCUGCACCUGCCCUCUUUGUGGCAAGACCAUCAAACAUAAAGGAGAUCUGUCCAGGCACAUGAGUAUUCACACAGGAGAGAAACCAUUUAGCUGCGGUGACUGUGGAAAAAGUUUCAAUCAGAAGGGGCACCUGAACUUGCACAUACUGAGUCACACGGGAGAGAAACCAUUUAACUGUGGUGACUGUGGGAAAAGCUUCUAUCAGAAGGGAGACCUAGGGAAUCAUAUACUGACUCACACACAAGAGAAACCAUUUAUCUGUGGUGUCUGUGGGAAAAGCUUCUAUCAGAAGGGACACCUUACAGAUCAUAAACGGACUCACACAGGAGAGAAACCAUUUAGCUGUGGUGACUGUGGGAAAAGCUUCAAUUUGAAAGGGAACCUAAGAAAGCAUAAACUGACUCACACAGGAGAGAAACCAUUUAGCUGUGGUGACUGUGGGAAAAGCUUCCGUCAAAAGACUAACCUGCUGACGCAUGUCAAAAACAUCCACAAAGGAAGAAAACAGGAUGAAUAGUGAACGAAAAUUAGGAUAAAGAUGUUCUGUCAGAAGAUAGGAAUAACAGGCAGGAUGUGGACAACACUCGUAGGAAAGGAAACGCAACUCUGGAUAAUUUAUGCGGUUGGUUUGAGAUCAAUAGAUUUGUGAUGGAUUUACUAUUGUAAAACAUUCUAUAUGAAUACAGUUUGAUUUGAAUUAUGAUGUAAUGAUUAAACAUUACACAGCAUUGUAGGAAGCUCACAGGUCUGCUGUUCAGUCUGUUGAUGUUUUCACGUUAUUAGAAACAGGAAUUCCUGGUCAUUUGUUUUAGAAUGUCUCUCAUGUAUGAGAGAAUGGUCUGACUGAUGCCAUUGACACAUUAAAACGUACACACUUUCUGUAAAAUAUUUCAAAAAUAUUUAACAUUGAUUUUUGACAUAAUGUUGCUCAGUCAUGAUUAAUUGAUUAAAAGCAUUCCAGGUGAAGCUGGUUGAGAGAAAAUAGUAAAAAUAAAGAAAAACCCUUGAAUAAGUCAGUGUGUCCAAACUUUUGACUGGUACUAUUUUUGGACACACCUACUCAUUCAAGGGUUUUUCUUUAUUUUUACUAUUUUUGACAUUUUCUACAAUAAUUUAUUUAGAUUUUUAAGGUUAACCACGAUAUAUAUAUUCAAAUCUAAAGGAUGUAAUUCAACCAGACAGCGCCCUUAUAUCAUGGUAAAAGGCAGCACUUGACCGUUGCACUUGAAUCAUUCCCACAGUGAAUGGCUAGGCUCACUAUGAAACCACACACUAUUACAGAGACUUUGAUAUUAUUAUUUUUAUUUUGCCUUUUAUUUAUACAGGUUUUUCUCAUUGAGAUAACAUCUUUUUUCCAAGAGAGACCUGGUCCAAUAGCAGCAGGGGGAACAACGUUUCAGACAAAAUAACUUACAUACACUAACACAACAUUAAACAAAACUAUAAACACACAUACAGUGCAACAAAAACAUUUUCCCGUAAAAACACGGAAGUCUUGACUAAAAACAGCUGUCCUAAAGACAAUUACACUCUUCUAUGAUAUAUACAUCGAUCAAGUGUUUAAACUCCACCAACGAAACUAGAUCAUCACAUUUUAAAAUGUUCAGGAGAGAAUUCCAGGACCACGGAGCUGAGUAACUAAAACAUUUUCUACCAUGACCUGUUCUCAUUCUUGGUACUGUUAGAAGCAAAUCAGAACGGGACCGUAAUUGAUAUUUAUUUACUGACCUGAAUAAAAACAGAACAGCGAUAAAAUGGCAUUUUCCCCAAUAUUACCGGCAGCAAUUGAUAUGGUGAAAACAAUGUGGGGAGACAGACGCACAGAAACUCACGUCAAUACAUUUGUCAGAUAACACUGUUAAACAAAUAAUGUAUGCUACCAAAUUAUGAUAAGUGUACUAUAUUAGGUAUUAGAUCACUAAAAAACACAACUUUAACGUUACCGUGUAGUUUACCAAUAAAAUGGUCUGACGGUGAAGUGGACAUACUCUGUAUACAUAUCCCGAAAUAAAUUAAUCAUCUCACUACAAUACAUUUUAAUAGAAAGUUAGCAAUAAAUAGAUAAGAUCUUGCUAUCUUGGAAAGGAAAAUACAUUUUUAUUUGUGGAAAAAUCACCCCGAUUAAAUCUUUAGUCAUAUCCUAGGUUACCUAUUUGCUUAUUGUCUUGCCUACACCUAGCGACCAGUUUAUUUUAAAUUAUAUGAGCAAAAUGUAUUUUAUUUUAUUUGAAACGGCAAGCCAGACAAAAAUAAACGGGCUUAUGUAUAUAAUGAAUAUGAAUUUGGAUGGCAGAAAUGAUAAAAUAUUAAAGCAUUAGACCUCUCACAGAUUAUUAAGAAUGUCUCACCUGAUGUUCAAGAAUGGCCUUUUUCCCUUUUUUCAGAUUACAAUCUCUCACUUUUGGUUAUUUGAAAAUGAAAUAAUCUCCAAAAUAUUGCUAUUUUUUUUAAAAACAAGCCAUAGAAAGUUGGUUGCAAUUUCAGUUUAAUCCACCAGAAAAUAACAAAUAUUGUGAUUUAAACUCUGAUUAAAAAAAAGAUAUAUAUAUAAAAAAAAAGAUAUGAAUAAUCUUUUGUAAAGGAUAUCAUAAAUAGGACUGGUGGAGUUAUGUCACACGUGCAGCUAACAAGAAUAUAUGGAAAUGUCUGCUCUACCCAAAAUUACAACCAACUAAUUGCAGCAUUACCUCAAACAUCAUAGGCAAGUGGAAGGUGCAACCAAUAUAAUGUUAUAUAUAUGGGGGAUACAACCUUUCCAGCUAUGCAGAGUUUUGCAGAGUUAUAUGGUUAAUAGAAAUAAGACUGGAUGGACAUUAGUUAUGGCUGCUUUGUGUGAUGUGUUGUUGUCUCUACCUUCUUGCCAUUUGUGCUGUUGUCUGUGCCUAAUAAUGUUUAUACCAUGUUUUGUGCUGCUACCAUGUUGCGUUGCUACCAUUCUGUGUUGUCAUGUGUUGCUGCCUUGCUAUGUUGUCUUAGGUCUCUCUUUAUGUCGUGUUGUCUCUCUUGUCGUGAUGUGUGUUUUGUCCUAUAUUUAUAUUUUAUACUUUUUUUCUUUUUAAUCCCAGCCCCCGUCCCUGCAGGAGGCCUUUUGCCUUUUGGUAGGCCGUCAAUGUAAAUAAGAAUUUGUUAUUAACUGACUUGCCUAUUUAAAUAAAAAUCAGAAAUAGAUGGGAGAGGUGAAGGUUAGAGGAAGGAUAGGAGUAAAAACAAACAAAAUAUAACUUUUGUAAAAUGGAUUGUGUCCAUAAAAUGUAUAUAGUAUGUAUAAGCUGGAAGUAGAAGCGUAAAUGUUGUUGUUCAUUAGUUUACUCCAAUUAGGGGAGGGGUGGUAUGGUUAGUGAAAAAUACAGGAAAACAUAUUUUUAAAAGAUGUAUAUAGAGUGCAUAUGGAAAGUAUUCAGACCUCUUUACUUUAUCCACAUUUUGUAACAUUAUAGCCUUAUUCUAGAAUGGAUUAAAUUGAUUAAAAAACCUACUACACACAAUACCCCAUAAUGACAUCACAAUACCCCAUAAUGACAAAGCAAAAACUGUUUUUUUAGAAUGUUUUGCACAUUUAUAAAAUAAACUGAAAUAUCUAAUUUACAUAA